UCUGGUUGUUAAGAUAUAUGGAUGGAAAACCAGAGUUUGUGUCAAAAACUCAGUUCCCUUUGCUAAUAUUUAAAACAACCUAAAUCGAAACAAAAAACUAUAGUGUUAAUGUUCAUUAUUUAAACCAAUUAAUUUACUCUGGACAAUAAUAUAUUACAAUAGUAUUGAUAAUGCGUUUGAAAGGAAUAUUGUAUAUGCAUAAUUGAACAACUCUACUUCAAAGUAGAGAGUCCAAUUUUCCGCCAGAAUUUUGUCGCCGGAAAUUAUAAUUACCGGAAAAGAAAAACGAAAUUCCAGUAAUUUUUCGUUCUGGAAAUUUUCUGGUUUCCGGAAUUUCUGGCUUACGACGGAAAUUUUCUGGAAUUUUUGGCUUUCGAUGGAAAUUAAAAUUAAGAUAUACUUUUUUAAUUCAUUAUUCAGCAGAAUUCUGUAUAUAAAGUCAGAGAUAAGUUUAAUAUCAAAUUUUUUCAAAUUUUUUUUUUGAAAAACAAAACAAUCAUUAUGUCCUGCCUCAUAGUAUAAAUACUAUUAAUAACGUAAAAAGAAAUUUCACCAGAAAGGGGGUUUUUGGCACCCUUUUUGGCCGGAAAAAAUCCGGUAGAUACUCCACUUCAAGGUGGAUAAUGUUUUUUUUCAGAGGUUCGAUGAAUAAAAAUAGGGUUUACAUUUGGUUGAUCAUAUAUUCUUUUAAAUUUUCACACCAUAAAAUCAGUUUUUACAAAAAAAAACUUUUUGAUAACCUUGCAAUGACAAAAAAAUGACACUAUGCAGGGCAGGGGGGAAGGGGGGAUUAAAGGGAGAAAUAUACACCCAAGUAAGUUCAAUGUGUCCGCACAGUUUUAAUGAAUACUGGAUAUUGUUUGCAUUGCUCGUAAAUGUACAAAUAGUGGCAGUGCAAAGUAAUUUCCUCAAUGUAUUCCCAACCCUCCUUCUCUUCAAAUUGGUAAGACAAUUAUGGAGUCCGCGAACACUAUCAAACGCUUUAUAAAACUUGGAUUUCUUCCAUUGAAGGAAACUAAAGAUGGACAACCUAAAGUAAAUCUGGUAAAUACUAGGUUUGUAGUUUUCAAUCUGUUCCGAAUCCUGCCGUAUACUAUAUACCUUUUCUUUAAAAUAAAUGAUUUUCUGAACAACGACCUCAACAUGAAAUCUGUGAUAGCAUUCUCUUUUAACGUCAUCAGUUACAUUGGCGGAUCCGGACUGGCCAUCGUACUUGCUGUAACUGGACAGCGCUUAGGUCCUAACUGUAUGUUGGGUAAAAGUACACCAUGCUGCUGGAGGAAUCUGUCUCUGAAUGGUCUCAUCAUAGCUAUCUACAUUUUUGGAAAUAUACUUACAGAAGUUCCGCUUCUAAUAGAGCAGAAAACACUGGCAGAAAUAUUCUCUCUUACAUUUGCACUCAUUCUCAACUAUAUGUAUGUGAUUGUUGACUAUGGAGUUCUUGGAAUUGUUUCAUUUCUUUGGGUUAAAGACUUAAAAACAAAGAUAAAUUUCAAAUUCUCUGAAAGCAAGACAAGCAUCAAUGAUUUUGAGGAAAUUUUGCUGGACUUUGAAAAGCUAAGACAUGCAAUGAAACUUCUGGCAACGUUCAUGUUUCCAUUUGCACAGUUAUUGGCGAUAUCCUCCUCAUAUCUUGGAUUUGUUGCAGAAGAUAUAUAUAGCUUUGGCAGUCUUUUCCCUGCAUUUGGAAUCUUGAUUAAUUUGAUGACUAUUGUUAAUGUUCUGGAAGAUCUUUAUAGUCUAAUGGAUUCAGCAGCAGAUAUGGCAGAGGAGCAAGGUCUUCAACAAGCAACUCUUCGAGAUAUGAAAAGGUUUGCUAUUGUGUCUGCAAAGCUACGGAGGGUUGGACCCUUUACUGGCUUUGGUUUCUUUACUAUACAACGGGACACACUUACUGCUAUGCUAUCAAUUACUAUCACAUACAUUAUCAUCCUUUUCCAAUCCAUCAAAUAAACAGAUAAAAAGGGGAAUUUCUUUUUGGAGCAUUUAAAAUUUGUGUUAAACAAUUAGAAAUUUUUAGUAAAAAAAGAUGAUAUUUUCUGAACUUUUAAUUCAAGAAAAAAGGGUACCAUUGUGUAUCGAUCCUGUAUAACGCUUUACUUACUUGAAUUCAUGUUGCAACUUGCAGUCGUCCUUUAACAUUAGUCUACUUUCACCUUUCUGAUAAAAAAAUUUACAAUUUUUAUUCAUAGCAGAGAUUCUGCAAAAAGUUCCAAAACUGUAUUCUAUUUAUCUUAAGCUAUUUGUACUCUUAAUUCAGAAUAAAUAUCAGUGCCUAAAAAUUCUUUGUAUUUUUUGUUUCAAAUAUAUUGAAAUAAGGAAAAUGUUAAAAUUUUUCCCCAAAAUUUAGAAGAGAAGAUUCUGUUUUAUCGAAAAACCUUUAAUUUUUUAGCAAAUUUUCUAUUAUUAUUUCAUGCAUUGUAUGUAUGUAUGCUCCUUUAGCAAACAGAAUUAUGAUAACUUGUAAUACUUUUCAUUUUUAUAAUAUUCAAUAUUUAUGUAAACAUAGAGUUUUGAAAGUACGUGUAUAUGCUAACGCUGAAAACCAAAAAUAAAUUACAUGUUAAUGUGGUUUUUUUAAAAUCACUUUUCAAUUUAAUUAAUAAUUUGUAUCUAAA
Messenger RNA from Eurytemora carolleeae, 2618 nucleotides. RefSeq lists its product as uncharacterized. The record is from RefSeq and is a predicted model, not a curated record. Lineage: Eukaryota; Metazoa; Arthropoda; Copepoda; Calanoida; Temoridae. The transcript is spliced from 3 exons. The coding region runs from base 955 to 1953 and encodes 332 amino acids.